AUGGUCGCGCAAGCCGUCCUCGAUGAAUGCCGCCUACGACAAGAGGACGAGAUCGUGGCACUCGAGUCCAUCUUUGCGGCUCCAGACGUUGGCGGCGCUGAUCUGCAGACGCAACCGAGGCCUUCUGAAGCUAGAGUGAACCUGAUACAGAGGGAGCCAGAGCCAGUGCUCGAAUUCUGUGUCCCCGUCACGUUGCCUAGGCCGACGCGGAUCACAGUCGAUACAUAUGCCUACGGUCUCAAUAGCACCUCAGCACACGUGUCCGGCACGAAUCACACUCUAAAAGUCUCAGAAUCACCAGUAUCGCAGCAACAAUCAGGCCAGCCUUCUCAAAAGAGUAACAGGCGUCGAUCCGCGAGAAAUGGCGAGUGCAACGGUGAACGCAAGUCUGGUCACCUCAAUGCAGCUGCCCGAGCCUUCCGACCCGGCAAGCCUGCUGCCUGCAGAACUGAACGCGACUCACAGCACAGGUCAUCGUCUGGUCCAUCAAAUAGAGCCGAUUCCACAGUAACAAGCUUGCCGGAUGCUUUGCAAAGUGUCAGGCUUGGCUCUGCAGAUGGCCGCGAGAAUAAUGCUCAGAAUGAGACGAUGUCUCCCUCUCACCUGACACCUCCACGGCCGCAAGGCACCAGGCAGAUCCCACCUCUAGCUCAUCUCGCGCCUCUGGUGCUGCGGGUCCGUCUUCCGCCGACUUAUCCUGCCGAACAAGCACCCAUUGUCGAAAGCCUGUCAGCGCCGUGGCUACCAACUAUUUCAGCCUCCGGAAACCAGUCCCACUUCUGGAUUCUGCAAAAGCUCGAGGAUCAGUAUCGCGAGCUGACUGGUCUGGAAGUGCUCUACAUCUGGGCCACCUACCUGUCAGAAAGCAUGUGGAUCUCCCUCCUCGAAGAACAGCCAUCUGUCGACGAUGCUCCACCGUUCCUCCAACAUCCAGACGCAGCCUCCGAGUCGAAGGAAGCGAGUUUGCGCUUUGAAGAGCAUCUCUCUUCACCAGAAGCCCAACCACUGCUGGCAGCUCAGCUCUUGGCACAUUCACGACUCUGCAGUCGUACUACUUUUGACGCCUCAUCGUUCGACUGCGCCAUCUGUCUCGAGACGCGCAAAGGCAGAGCAUGCACCAGGCUCACCGGUUGUGGCCACGUCUUUUGCUCAGAGUGCCUCUCUGGCUACCUCUCUAGCUUGGUCGACGACGGUUUCCAUCGUCAAGCAAAGCGAUGUCCCGACCCAGAAUGCGUCACUCUGUGGAGCGAGAGGGAGAAGCAGAAUCUGGUCGACCAAGAAGGCAACCUCAUCCCUUCGUUGACCAAGACACAGCGGCGUAAUGCCAAGUCUUCCGAUUCUCAGGACUGCAAUGCGGCAGUCGACGAGCAAGACAAACCAGUUGUUGGUCUAGUGACACGAUCGGAACUCGAUUCGAUCUUGGGGGCGUCUCUCCUGGCCCGGCUCGACCAGCUCACGGUGAAAGCCAAGAUCGAGGCGGAUCCGUCAGUCUCAUACUGUCCUCGUUCAGGAUGUCAAGCGCCCGUAGUGCGUCUCUCGUCUGACGAGAACUCGGGCCACUGGGAACGCUUCCGCGAGUGUCUUUCGUGCGGAUUCGCGUUCUGUGCCUGGUGUUCGCGGUCCUGGCACGGUCCCACCUCGUGCCCCGUCUCGUUCCAAUCCGAGCUGAUCCGACGCUACCUCUCGCUCUCGCCCUUGUCACCGGAUCGCGCGCUGAUGGAGCAAAAGUUUGGCCGCAAGACGCUCGAAACCAUGGUGCGCAAGUACGAAGAAGAGCAGCAGACCCAGCAGUGGUUGUCCGACUACACGACGCCCUGUCCCACCUGCGGCAUCGCCAUCGAGAAGUCGUACGGCUGCAACCACAUGACGUGCAAAUCGUGCCAGACCCACUACUGUUACCUAUGCGGCAAGCCUAUCUCGUCGCAGAAUCCGUACCAGCAUUUCAAUGUGCCUGGCUACGAGUGCUAUCAUCGUCUGUUUGAUGGCUUGCUCGGUGACCAGGCGCCUCAGCAGCAACAGCAACAGCAUCAGCAUCAGCACGGAGAACCAGGCGCAAACGGAAUCUGGAACGGAAACGGAAACGGAUUCGCCGAUGCAAGGCCUGGAUUCGCUUUGUUGCUCGACGAGAAUGGGAUUCCACUGCACUUGGAACCCGAAGACCAGGAGAUGGAUUUUUUGGCCUGGCAGCAGCUCGGAUAA
This is a messenger RNA of Sporisorium graminicola, 2199 nucleotides long. RefSeq lists its product as uncharacterized. The transcript has a single exon. Bases 1 to 2199 code for a protein of 732 amino acids. Gene Ontology annotation, cellular component: ubiquitin ligase complex; cytoplasm. The record is from RefSeq and is a predicted model, not a curated record. Gene Ontology annotation, biological process: positive regulation of proteasomal ubiquitin-dependent protein catabolic process; ubiquitin-dependent protein catabolic process; protein polyubiquitination. NCBI's taxonomy places the organism in Eukaryota, Fungi, Basidiomycota, Ustilaginomycetes, Ustilaginales, Ustilaginaceae. Gene Ontology annotation, molecular function: zinc ion binding; ubiquitin protein ligase activity; ubiquitin conjugating enzyme binding.